Molecule: messenger RNA, 7978 nt
Organism: Oryzias melastigma (Indian medaka)
Lineage: Eukaryota; Metazoa; Chordata; Actinopteri; Beloniformes; Adrianichthyidae
Gene: cdc42bpab
Product: CDC42 binding protein kinase alpha (DMPK-like) b
Exons: 43
Coding region: 1087-6411 (1774 amino acids)
Biological process (GO): actomyosin structure organization; peptidyl-threonine phosphorylation
Cellular component (GO): actomyosin; cytoplasm; cytoskeleton
Molecular function (GO): protein serine/threonine kinase activity; ATP binding
Source: RefSeq, a predicted model, not a curated record
CCAAUGCGGUGUUGCUAGAACUGCGGUCUACCGGGUAAUCUCAACUGUAGAAAGUCUCUGGCAGCCAAGCCGCUGGCUUGACUGUGCAAAAGACGGCAAGGAGCGACCGACCGGCGGGGGAGGCAGGAGCUGCGAAGGAGAGGACGGGAGCAGUUUGAGUCCUUGUCCCGCAUUUGGAAUAAGCGAGACUUUGAAUUCCCUUUUGACGGCUGAAGAAACAUAUCCGUAACCUUCAAAGAGGACUUUUUUUAAACUGACUGUUGGGAGUCCUUGAAGCCGCCGCCGCUUGGAACUGUGAAGAAACUACAGAGAUAUUCGGCUUCUGGACCGAAGAAUGGGAUUUAACGAACAUAUCAGUCAGUGAGUUGUUAAAAAAGAGAUAAAGAAGGGUUUAUAUAUUUCAAUUGUGUCGUAAGGAGUGUUUUCGCAAGGGGUGGACGUUCGAAAAUCGUGGAAACAUGGCAACUCCUGGGAAAAAGAGGCAAACGAUGGCAUUUGGGAAGGCAGAAAAGUAAGGUUAGCUCCCUGGUUAGCCGGAAAGCUAACCUAGCUAGCAGCUCACUAAGCCUGUGUUGCCCUUCCAUUCCUGGAGCAGAGGAGGGGCGCUGGGGCUUUUGUAGCAUUGCAGAUCCGCCUUGUGUGUUUUCAGGGAUUGCUGGAAGAAUGAAGAAAUAUCCGCCGCAGUCCCAACUCUGGGAGGUCUGCUGAUAAAAGAAAAUAUAAAUAAAAUCCCCCCAAGAAAACCACCAGUUAGCAUUGCGAUCUCCUUAACCAAAUCUGCCGGCCUGGGGCAGUUCGGCUCCCUUAUUUGUGACUUCUUGUUUUCUUAUGUACCCCGUAGGGGUAUUAAAAUGGGCAGCUGUUUGCACUCACCCCAAAACAUAAAAACAAAUAGAAAUGUGGACUUUUAGGCGACAUUAGCCCCAAGAAAAGUUUUUUAAACACAUUUUUCCCGAGACAUCCUCAAGGUGAGAGAACUUCUUCACAGGCCCCUCUGCGCCACGCAGGCCGAGGAGGUGUUUGCUCCCCUUUUUUCCCCUCCGACUCCCCUCCCCAGCAUCAUUACUUCAACAAGCCGGAGCGAUCAUGUCGGGAGAGGUGCGUUUGAAGAAGCUGGAGAAGCUGAUCCUGGACGGACCAGCCCAGGCUAAUGGCCAGUGUUUGAGCGUGGAGACGCUGCUGGACAUCCUGGUGUGCCUCUACGAUGAGUGCAACAACUCCCCCCUCAGAAGGGAGAAAAACAUCCUGGAGUUUCUGGAUUGGGCCAAACCAUUCACCUCCAAGGUGAAGCAGAUGCGCCUCCACAAAGAAGACUUUGAGAUACUUAAAGUGAUUGGACGAGGCGCCUUUGGAGAGGUUGCUGUGGUAAAAGGGAAAAACACCGACAAAGUAUUCGCCAUGAAGAUCCUCAACAAAUGGGAGAUGUUGAAGCGAGCAGAGACUGCGUGUUUUCGGGAGGAGCGAGACGUGCUGGUAAACGGAGACUGCCAGUGGAUCACCACCCUGCACUACGCCUUCCAGGAUGACAAUAAUCUGUACCUGGUUAUGGACUACUACGUGGGCGGGGACCUGCUGACUCUCCUCAGCAAGUUUGAGGACCGUUUGCCUGAAGAUAUGGCCAAGUUCUACCUGGCUGAAAUGGUGCUGGCCAUUGAUUCUGUCCACCAGCUACACUAUGUGCACAGGGACAUCAAGCCGGACAACAUUCUGCUGGAUAAGAAGGGUCACAUCCGCCUGGCAGACUUCGGCUCCUGCCUUAAACUCAUGGAGGACGGAACUGUCCAGUCCUCGGUAGCAGUGGGAACUCCAGACUACAUUUCCCCCGAGAUCCUUCAGGCCAUGGAGGAUGGAAAAGGAAAGUACGGCCCUGAGUGCGACUGGUGGUCUCUGGGCGUCUGCAUGUAUGAAAUGCUGUACGGCGAGACUCCUUUCUAUGCAGAGUCCCUGGUGGAAACCUACGGGAAGAUCAUGAACCACAAGGAGCGAUUCCAGUUCCCGCAGCAGCUAACCGACGUGUCAGAGGAAGCCAAGGAUCUGAUUCGCCGGCUCAUUUGCAGUCGGGAGCACAGGCUGGGCCAGAACGGCAUUGAGGACUUCAAGCAGCACCCCUUCUUCUCUGGCAUUGACUGGGACAACAUCCGUACCUGUGAAGCCCCCUACAUCCCAGAAGUCAGCAGUCCCACAGAUACCUCCAACUUCGACGUCGAUGACGACUGUCUAAAAAACUCUGAGACCAUGCCUCCUCCAUCGCACACGGCCUUCUCCGGUCACCAUCUGCCCUUUGUUGGUUUCACCUACACAAGUAAAUGCACCCUGUCAGACCGGGGUUGCCUGCGGCAGCUCUCGGGGGAGCGGGGUCAGACGGGGGAGGACCAGGUGGACCUGGCCAUGCAGCGCAGCCUGGAGGACAGCCUGGCCACCGAGGCCUACGAGAGGAGGAUACGGCGGCUGGAACAGGAGAAGACAGAGCUGAGCCGCAAGCUGCAUGAGUCGACGCAAACAGUUCAGGCGCUGCAGCAUCCGGCCGCUGAGAGUCCCCUCAGCUCCACCAAGGAGGUGGAGAUAAGAAGCCUAAAGACUGAGAUCGAAAUCCUCAAGAAACAGAUUGCAGAGUCAGGCCAACUGGAGAAGAAGCUGGAGGAUGUGACGUCGACUCGCAGGGACCUGGAGGAUUCAUCUAAACACGUCAGGACUCUGGAGAAACAGCUGAAGAGCCUGACCCAAGAGAAGGACGAGCUGCAGAAGGACCUGGUGGAGGCCAGCGAGAGGCUGAAGUCUCAGUCCAAGGAGCUGAAGGAAGCUCACAGCCAGAGGAAGGUGGCCAUGCAGGAGUUUUCUGAGCUCAACUCAACACUGACGGACCUGCGGUCUGCAAAGCAGCGCCUCACUCGACAGCUGCGCGACAAAGAGGAGGAGAUGGAAACGCAGAGUCAGAAGGUUGAGGCUCUCCGCCUUGAGGUGCGAAAGGCUGAGAGGGCUAAGAAGGAGGUGGAGGUGCUGGCAGAGGAACAUGCAGCCGAGGCUCAGAAGGAGAAGAAGAUCAGGGAGCGGAAUGAGCAGUACAGCAGGCAGCUGGAGGAGGAGCUGGAAGGCCUGAAGUCGAAGCAGUCCGGCUCCUCGGUCACGGCGGCCGCAGCGGACCAGACGCAGGAGGUGGGCCACCUGCGCGGAGAGAUGGAGAAGAAAACGCUCCUAUACGAGGAGGAGCUGGCUCGAAGGGAGGCGCAGCACAACGCCGAGCUGAAGGUCCUACGGAAGGAGCUGAGAGACGCCGAGAGCCAGCAGCUCACCCUGCAGAAGGAGAUCCUGAUGCUCAAAGACAAGCUGGACAAGGCUCGCCGCCAGAGUGAUGACUCAGUGAGCCAAAAUGAGCGAGAAGAGUACGAGAGAGAACGAGUUCUGCUCACGGAGGAGAACAAGAAGCUGUCCAGUGAACUAGACAAGCUGAGCACCAUGUUUGAGAAAGUGAGCAGCUCCCACCGCAAUCUGGAGGACGAGAUGAAGGAGCAGACUGACAAAAAUGAGAGCAUGGCCCACUGGGAGGCGCAGAUCACAGAAAUCAUCCAAUGGGUGAGUGAUGAGAAGGACGCUCGAGGUUACCUUCAAGCUCUGGCCACUAAGAUGACGGAGGAACUGGAGGGGUUGAAGAACACCAGCCUUGGAGCCAGAGCCACAGACAUGCCUUGGAAGAUGCGACGCUUAGCCAAGCUGGACAUGUCGGCGCGGCUGGAGCUGCAGUCCGCUCUGGACGCCGAGAUUAAAGCCAAACAAGCCAUCCAGGACGAGCUGACCCAAGUCAAGGCCAACUGUUUUUCCACUGAAGGGAAACUGCAGGACCUGGAGAGUAAAAACAAGGAGCUCCUGACUGAGAUCGAGCGUCUAAAGAAGGAGACGGAGGAGCUGCGGCUCAGAAGAGGUGUCAAGCACCAGGAUUCCCAGAAUUCCUUCUUGGCUUUUCUUAACGCCCCCACCUCGGCCCUCGACCAGUUCGAUCGCUCGCCGUCCGUCGGUCCGGGUAGCAAAGGCAGACGUGUGGACUCUGUGGACAAUUUCACCCCGUCCAACACGCCGUCCCGGGACGAUGACCCCAAGUCCCUCAUCAAGUCCCGCUCGCGCUCACCCUCCAUGGCCAGCGAUAUGGAGCCCAUAGAGCUGAUCGACCAUCCGCCCCGCUCGGUGCAGACCCCCACCAUGCGCUCGGGGGGUUAUGGCAGCAUAGGGCGCUGUUCGCCCAAGCCCAAAGCACAUCAGUUUGUGGUGAAGUCCUUCAGCACCCCAACAAAGUGUAACCAGUGCACCUCGCUCAUGGUGGGGCUCAUCCGGCAAGGCUGCAUGUGUGAAGUGUGUAACUUCUCCUGUCAUGUGACCUGUGCGGACAAAGCUCCGGCCGUGUGUCCCGUCCCCCAGGACCAGACCAAGGGGUCGCUGGGAAUCGACCCCCAAAGAGGCAUCGGCACCGCCUACGAAGGCUACGUCAGGGUGCCCAAACCCACCGGGGUGAAGAAGGGCUGGCAGAGGGCGAUGGCUGUGGUCUGUGACUUCAAGCUCUUUCUCUAUGAACUGGGAGAAGGAAAGGCGGCGCAGCCGAGCGUCAUCGUCAGCCAAGUCAUUGAUAUGAGGGACGAAGAGUUUUCCGUCAGCUCUGUCUUGGCGUCAGACGUCAUCCACGCCAGCCGCAAAGACAUUCCCUGCAUCUUCAGAGUGACCGCCUCGCACCUCACCGCCUCCAGCAGCCAAAAAACCUCCAUCCUCAUGCUGGCAGACAGUGACCAGGAGAGAACCAAGUGGGUGGGGCUCCUCAGUGAACUCCACCGCAUCCUCAAGAAAAACAAGCUGAAGGACCGCUUCGUCUACGUCCCGAAGGAGGCCUACGACAGCACGCUGCCGCUCAUCAAGGGGACCCAGUCUGCUGCUAUCAUAGAUCACGAGCGAGUGGCAUUGGGCAACGAGGAAGGCCUUUUCGUCAUCCAUGUCACCAAAGAUGAAAUCAUACGGGUGGGCGACAACAAAAAGGUUUACCAGAUUGACCCCAUCCCCCAGGAGCACCUGCUGGCUGUCAUCUCGGGCAAGAACCGCCACGUCCGCCUCAUCCCCAUGGUGGCCCUGGACGGACGCGAGACCGAUUCCCAGAAACUGGUCGAAACCAAGGGCUGCCAGAGGAUCGCGUCCGGUCCGGUCCGAAACAGCUCGCUUAUGUGCCUCUGUGUGGCCAUGAAGACUAAGAUCAUCUGCUAUGAGGUGAAUAGGAGUAAAGCGCAUUACCGCCGGCUGCGAGACGUUCAAGCCCCUGCGCCCAUUCAGUGGAUGGGUCUGUUUGGAGAUCGCCUCUAUGUGGGGUACCAGUCAGGCUUCGUACGCUACAGCAUCCCUGACAACAUGGCCAUGGUGAGCCUCCUCCACCCCGAGGACCACACGCUGGCCUUCAUCCCGCAGCAGAACCUGGAGGCGCUGUGCGCCGUGGAGAUCUCCAGCAAAGAGCUGUUGCUCUGCUUCAGCUCCAUCGGGGUGUACGUGGACUCGCACGGUCACCGCUCACGCCAGCAGGAGCUCAUGUGGCCGGCCACACCCAAUGCUGCCUGCUACAACGCCCCCUACCUGUCAGUGUACAGCGAGAACGCUGUGGACGUGUUUGACGUCAACACCAUGGAGUGGAUCCAGACCAUUCCUCUCAAAAAGGUGCGACCUCUGAAUGUGGACGGCUCCCUGAACCUGCUGGGCCUGGAAACUGUGCGCCUCAUCUACUUCAGAAACAAGAUGGCCGAGGGCGAUGAGCUGGUGGUUCCGGAGACGUCGGACCAGAGCAGGAAGCAGAUGGUGCGGAGCAACAACAACAAGAGGAGAUUCUCAUUCCGAGUGCCUGAGGAGGAGCGCCUUCAACAGAGGAGAGAGAUGCUGCGAGACCCAGAGAUGAGGAACAAGCUGAUCUCCAACCCCACCAACUUCAACCACGUGGCCCACAUGGGACCAGGAGACGGGAUCCAGAUCCUCAAAGACCUGCCCAUGAACCUCCGUGUUCAGGAGAGCCGCCCGGGAUUCAGCGGUUCCGCCAGCAUCGCCUCCAUCACCAAGAACCGGGGGGAGCCGGGCCGCUCCAUGAGCGCCAGCAGCGGACUGGGCAUACGCUCGUCCUCCCAGAACGGCAGCGCUCUGCGGCGGGAGCUGUCGGGAGGAAGCUACGGGUCCAAACGGCAGACCAUGACGUCUCCCUCGGAGAGCUCCCUGUCCUCUGGAGGAGGGAUGGACUGCGGCGACGCUCCUCUCUCGCAGUUUGACAGAGAGGACUCGGACUCCCCCCGCCACUCCACAGCCUCCAACAGCUCUACCUUCAGCAGCCCCCCCAGCCCAGCGUCCCCACAUAAGACCAAGUCCCUCUCCCUGGAGAGCACGGACAGAACCGGGUGGGACACAUGAGCCCCCCCUUUCCCUGAUCCCCUAAACUCCUCCCACCCAUCCAGCCCAGCAGCUCAGGACUCCACCCCCCCUCCACAGUCCUCACAGCCCACAGAACUGCACCUUCCACCUCCUUCCUGCUCCACCCAAAUGCGUUCUUCCACGAACACCGCCAGCGGGCGGUCUCUAUGAGGGCGGGGCCAUCGUAAAGCAGAGGUGUCGCAACCCCCCCCCUCUCCACCCUGAUGCAAAAGAAGAGGAUUUAUACUUGUAUAUAGGACCAUUCGGGGCUUCGGGGGACGAUUUUAAUUUAUUUCCCAGAAGGGGAGGCAGAAGGGUGGACCUCCACCCCCCUCCCUCACUUCCUCCAGUUGCUUUUUUCGGGGUGCAGCAAAAAAAAGGAGUGCUUCAAAAAAAAAAAAAAAAAAGAUUUUUAUUUGUAUUUUGCUCAUAAGUGCAGUGACUUUAUAAUAUUUUUAAUUUUCUCCGUCAAACUGACAUCACAGCUCUGCUCGGUCAUGGGGGGUCACCGCCCUCCGUCGUAGCGUUCUACUAUGCUGUACAACCAAACCCACACUCCUCCCAUCACCAGUGUACAUAGGUUCAAAGUAGAGAGUAAUAUAUGAUAAGGAAAAUACUAUAGAGAGCGACACGAUGAAUCCUCCUUCUGUUUGUGGAGAUUUUGUUUUCAGACACAAAAGCCAUUUUUAACCACUUGUGUGUUUUUGUUGUUCCUCUCUUUUUUUUUUUUUAAGAUGUGUUUUUUAUUUCUCCCUCACGUCUUUGUUUGAAAGAAGCUCCGCCUCCUUUUUGUGCAGAAUGUUUGCUCACUACAAGAAGACACUAAAACCAGAAUGUAAACCACUCGAUGGAAGCAGACGAAGCCUCUUCAUCCUGAUCAAGCCGCUGAGUCGAAGCAGAAUCGCUGAUCGUAACAUCAGGGGAAAAAAUAAAAACUAAAAAAAGAAAAAGCACAUUCUGCUCCGUGUUGUUGCACUUUUAAACCCAGGCCCGGUUCAUUCCUCUGUAACCAACAUAUUAAGGGAAGCAACUGUAAACCCAUUCCAAUUGAUGCUUUUUUAAAAUGGAUUUCUAAGCUGAUUUUUACUCCAACUUUUAUCCCCUUGGAUGGAACGGUUCAGAUGUUUGGAGUGUGAGGGCCUUGAAGCUGGCUGUGACGAAGGGCGACGGCUGAAGUGCCACAAGAUCCGAACUUCAAACGCCUUUACAUUUCAGUGAGGUCUUAUCUACAGUACCUUCUAUAUUAUUUUUGCUCUUUCAUAUCACUACACCUGUGUUUUUUUUUAGAAUUGCUUUGUAAUAAUUUGUACAGUUUUGCAUGUUAUAGUUGUAAUCAUCGUUUUUUGUUUUGUUUUUUUCGGUUUUACUUUAUGGGCGUUUAUUUGUUUUUUGAGGAUAACCCACUACAGGCGAUGUAGAUUCUUUUGCACAAAAAAUAUUUAAGGUGUAAGGUCAAAACAAACAAAAAAAACAAUGUAUGAAACUGGUUGCCACGGCGAUGUGGAGAACUCAUUAUAUUAACCCAACUCCGGUGUAUUUCAAUAAAGCGGAGGGCUGUUACAAACAC